AUGUUGGGAGCCACCAGAUGUGAGCGUAAGAGAGAUGCAGAUGUAACCAGCGGUCAGUCCGGCAUCCGGCCGUCGCAGCGCAUCUUGGACCCGCGCAAAGGACCCAUCAGGAAGACGGUGGGCGUGCGCUCCCUCCCGCGCCUCGACCAGGAAGCGCUCGAUUACUACGACGCCGCAGGACUCAGCAGGAAGGCGCGAUCCAGGUCUCGAGGACGAGCGAGGACCCGAGCCAAGUCCCUGGAGGCGAAGAAGGAGCCCAACAGGCUGAUGAGGGAGGACGAGCGGGCGAAGUCGUCGGGCGAAGUCGUCUCGCAGAGGUCGUCCUCGGGAGUCUUCGAGGAGUCGUCGUACGAGGCGAGCAACGAGGCCUCGACCAGCGCCUCCGUCGAGCUCGGGUCGGAGAAGUGAGCGAAGGGAGGAGAGAAGAGGAUAAGAGAAUAGAAGAGAGGGGAGGAGAAGUGAGCGAAGGGAGGAGAGAAGAGGAUAAGAGAAUAGAAGAGAGGGG
Molecule: messenger RNA, 505 nt
Organism: Penaeus chinensis
Lineage: Eukaryota; Metazoa; Arthropoda; Malacostraca; Decapoda; Penaeidae
Exons: 4
Coding region: 1-408 (135 amino acids)
Source: RefSeq, a predicted model, not a curated record